This is a messenger RNA of Betta splendens (Siamese fighting fish), 1339 nucleotides long. It is a transcript of the gene akr1a1b, whose product is annotated as aldo-keto reductase family 1, member A1b (aldehyde reductase). Gene Ontology annotation, biological process: aldehyde catabolic process. The transcript is spliced from 9 exons. Gene Ontology annotation, molecular function: aldose reductase (NADPH) activity. NCBI's taxonomy places the organism in Eukaryota, Metazoa, Chordata, Actinopteri, Anabantiformes, Osphronemidae. Gene Ontology annotation, cellular component: cytosol. Bases 179 to 1153 code for a protein of 324 amino acids. The record is from RefSeq and is a predicted model, not a curated record.
CCGAAUCCUUAUGCCGGAAAAAGAAAUGUCAACAGAAUGAGGUGGUGUUUUUGAACAUUUGGCAGUAAAAAGAAGCCAGUGUUGCAUAAUUGUCCAGCACAGGAGGGUGUGCCACAACCAGAGGUUUUCUCUUGGAGUUACGUCUUUAAAGAUCUUGGCACAGGUGCUUCUGAAAGGCAUGAAUGACUUUGCAGUUCUCAACACUGGGCGGAAGAUGCCCCUGAUUGGACUGGGGACGUGGAAGAGUGACCCAGGAAAGGUGAAACAAGCAGUUAUUUGGGCGUUGGAGUCUGGGUAUCGCCACAUUGACUGUGCAGCUAUUUAUGGCAAUGAGGCUGAGAUUGGAGAAGCCUUACAGGAGACACUAGGCCCUAGCAAGCUUCUCAGACGAGAGGAUGUGUUCAUCACAUCCAAGCUGUGGAACACUCAUCAUCACUCUGAGGAUGUGGAGCCAGCCCUCCUGAAGACCCUCAAGGAACUGAAGCUAGAGUAUCUUGACCUUUACCUCAUCCACUGGCCAUACGCCUUCCAAAGAGGAGAUUUAACCUUCCCUAAAAAGGAGGAUGGCAGUCUGCUGUAUGAUGACAUAGACUACAAGGUCACCUGGGCUGCCAUGGAAAAGCUGGUGGAAAAAGGACUGGUUCGUUCCAUCGGCCUGUCCAACUUCAACAGUUCUCAAAUCGAUGACAUCCUGUCUGUUGCCAGCAUCAAACCAACUGUGCUACAAGUGGAGGGCCACCCCUAUCUGACCCAGGUAGAACUGUUAGCCCACUGUCGGGAUCGGGGCCUGGUGAUGACCUCUUACAGUCCUCUGGGUUCUCCUGACCGGGCCUGGAAACAUCCAGAUGAACCUGUCCUGCUUCAGGAACCUGUUAUCACUUCCCUGGCUAUGAGAUACAAGAAGACUCCUGCUCAGAUUAUCCUGAGAUGGCAGACACAGCGAGGAGUGGUAACAAUCCCCAAGAGUGUUACACAGUCCCGUAUCAAGGAGAACAUUCAGGUGUUUGACUUCACACUUGAAGCAGAAGAAAUGCAAAGUGUCACAGCCUUGAAUAAAGGCUGGCGCUACAUUGUGCCGAUGAUUGAUGUGGAGGGAAAGCGUGUUCCUAGGGAUGCUGGACAUCCUUACUACCCCUUCAAUGAUCCCUACUAAAAAUUCUCACUAUAACCUGAAUUUGUGCCUUUAACAACCUCAUCACGUCAAGUCAGCUUCACAUGUUGUCAGAUCUUGCACUUACUGAUUUCACAUUUAGAAAUAUGGUUAGCGGUGUAGUCCUGUAUCACAACAAAACAUGAUUUAUGCAUUAUUUUUUAAAUAAACAGUUUGUUACUUGCAAUA